Molecule: messenger RNA, 2778 nt
Organism: Gasterosteus aculeatus aculeatus (three-spined stickleback)
Lineage: Eukaryota; Metazoa; Chordata; Actinopteri; Perciformes; Gasterosteidae
Gene: dctn4
Product: dynactin 4
Cellular component (GO): dynactin complex
Source: RefSeq, a predicted model, not a curated record
ACCGGUGACAUCCACGAUAGCGGCGGCGCAGCAAGUGAGCCCGUCGUCUCGUCGGAGCUGUGCGGAGAUGGCGUCUCUUCUGCAGCCAGAUAGAGUUGUCUAUCUGGUUCGUGGGGAGAAAAAGAUCAGAGCCCCUUUAUCUCAACUUUAUUUCUGUCGCUAUUGUAGCGAGCUACGGUCUCUGGAAUGUGUGUCUCACGAGGUGGACUCUCACUACUGUCCAAGCUGUCUGGAGAACAUGCCAUCAGCGGAGGCUAAGCUGAAAAAGAACAGGUGUGCAAAUUGUUUUGACUGCCCGUGUUGCAUGCACACGCUGUCUACCCGAGCCACCAACAUCCCAGCGCCUCUGCCUGACGAUCCCACCAAGACGGCCAUGAAGAAGGCUUACUACUUGGCCUGCGGCUUCUGUCGCUGGACCUCCAGGGAUGUGGGAAUGGCUGACAAAUCCGUUGCCAGUGGCGGAUGGCAGGAGCCAGAGAACCCUCAUACUCAGCGGAUCAACAAGCUGAUCGAGUAUUACCAGCAGCUGGCCCACAGAGAGAAGCAGGAUAGAGAUAGGAAGAAGAUGGCCAGGAGGAGACAGUGCAUGCCUCUGGCGUUCUCGCAACACACUAUUCAUGUGGUGGAAAAAUAUGGCCUUGGAACCAGACUGCAGAGGCAGAGGCCUGGAGCUCCCAUAUCAAGCCUGUCAGGCCUUUCCCUGAAAGAGGGCGAGGAGCAGAAGGACAUCACCAUCGAGCCUGCCCCGGCCCUUGAUGAAGUGGAGCCCCUGCCCGAGGACUGUUACAGCCGGCCCAUCAGCCUACCGGAGGUGACCACGCUGCGCCAGCGGUUGCUGCAGCCUGACUUCCAGCCCGCGGGGGCGUCCCAGCUCCACCCCAGGCACAAACACCUCCUCAUGAAGCGCUCGCUGCGCUGCAGGAAAUGCGAGCACAACUUGAGCAAGCCGGAGUUUAAUCCUACUUCGAUCAAGUUUAAAAUACAGCUAGUGGCUGUGAGUUAUAUCCCUGAAGUGAGAAUUAUGUCCAUUCCAAAUCUCCGGAACAUGAAGGAGAGUCAAGUGCUGCUGACUCUGACCAACCCAGUGGAGAACAUCACCCACGUCACAUUGGCUCCUUGUGAGGACGACGAUCCUGAUGACAUCAACAGCACAGCUAAGGUCGUGGUUCCCGGCAAACAACUGGUCUUGGCAGGAAAAGACGCCGCUGCAGAGUAUGACGAACUGGCUGAACCCCAGGACUUUCAGGACGACCCCGAUGUUGUUGCCUUCAGGAAAUCCAACAAGAUUGGUUUCUUCAUCAAAGUGAUCCCUCAGAAAGAAGAGGACGCGGAUGUCACCGUGUCAUUUAAGAUCCGACACGACUUCCGCAACCUCGCGGCCCCCGUCAGGCCGAGCGAGGAGGGGGGAGCCGCCGCCGCCCCCGCCCCCGCCGAGUCCAUUUGGCUGACGCACCACGUGGAGCUGAGGCUGGGCCCGCUCGCUCCCUGAACACGACUGCUCCGGUGGCCAUCAAACAGUCCUAGUGUUGAGUUCUUUGAAGGAUUUCUGUGGGAUGAAUUUAAUUUAAACGUGAUUUCUGAUUUUGCUUAUCGAUACGUAAGACCCAUCUGUGGUCUGCUCGGCAUACAGCGGUUUCCGGAGUUGUAGCCAUCGGGUGGAGACCGCAGUGAUCGCAUGAUUGCCCACUUUGUGAAACUACAUGCAACCAUGGCUGACCGGCCGUAAAGUUUAAUUUCUGUUUUUUUUUUUUUUUUGUUCAUGGAAAUGUGACUGUACACUGUAUUCGGUUGCAUCCUCGCUCUCCUCGGCCCAAACACUACACCGUCGGACAUUAAAAAGCAGUUCUAGUGUGUGACAGAGCCUCAUGUGGAACCUUAUGUAUUCACAUUCCGACGUUUGGAUUCGCCUCUUCUGUUGAUGUGUUUCCUCUUUCCAUCUUUAUUCAGUGUAAUUUAGUCAUCAAAUCUAUUGUUUUCUUUGGAAAUAUGUUUGGCCUUAAAAGAAGUGUUGGAAUACUUGACCCCGUUUAGUCGGUGUCUCUACAGUGUUACAUGCCAGCCGAGGAAACCGUUGUGUUGAAAAUACCCAAACUUUAAAGGCAGUGUACAUACAAUUACUGAUUAAAAGAAUUAUGAGAUUUGAUUUAAACCCUGUUUUAAAAAUGUUUUCUCACCCUGCUGUUUUUUUUGAAUGGCAAAGUAUUUGUCUUAUUCAAAGGGUCAGCCGUGGAUUUCUUUUUUUGUGUACAAUAUUCUUAUAUGUGGAGAACAUCAGUUCAAGUUGAAGUUGAGCUUGUUUAACGUGUAUAAAACGGUAGACUCUACCGGGUAGAGAAUAAAUGGCCGAUGGUCCGAAUCAGAAAUCAUAUUUGAGAUUUAGUCCCAAUAAGUCCUCACCGGGCAGAAAACGCAUGCCUGUGUUUUCAGCUUGUGUAUCCUCGUGCAUAUCCAUUUCUGCAGACAGUAAUAUCUUAUUAACUCGCAUGCUUCAGCUAUAGCAGAUAUGGCACACGGGAUCCUCUCCCGUUUUCUGAACGUUUUACUAUUGUCUCAAGUCAAACCGUAACCAGCGCUGCAGAUCACAUCACAGUACAAAGUGUUCACUAUUUCAAUCUUUGACAACACUAUCAUUUUUUUUUCAGAUUUAGAAAUGUAUCUUCCUGGUUUGUAGAGCUCACUGACCUCGCCGCCAGUAUAUAUUGUGUGUUUGUAAAACAGCCUUACAGCACAGUUAAACUUACAGUACAGGCUAAUAAAAUCACGUGAUACUGUACAGCA